AAUGACAAUGGCGCGGUGUUAAUGCACUAUGGCCGGUCAAAGGAGUUACAGAAGUAGGGGAGAACAUGAAGUUUUGUGUAGCAACUGUGGAGUUAAACUGCUCAGCUGUUUAAAGCACGGAGGAGCAGCUGGAACACGUUCAAGCUGUUUACUUUACUCCAACUCCGGAGAAGUUUAGGAGAGGACCUGUCACGUGAAACUUGUUGGAUUUUUAAAGUUUUAUUAAUAAGCUCGCGUCAUGGCUCUGUCCCAGAUACAAUGUCUGGACGAUAACCACGUCAACCUGCGGACCACUGAGUCCAAACCGGAGUUCCUGUACUGCGAGGACCAGCGGCUCGCGCUGGAGGCUCUCCUGCGGGAUGGUCGCGAGGCGUUUGUCAAGUACCUGGGGGCACGCGGCCUGCGCGGCUUCCUCUCGGACCCGGAGCUGGAGGCUCUCACCGAGACGGCGGAGCCCUAUGACCCGGGCUCGGAGCUCUUCCUGGAGGAUGCUGAGGAAGACGAGCCUCCGCUGUCACAGCACUACUGGCCCGACUUGUCUGACACGUCCAUCCCGCAGAUGGACCUGGGCUGGCCGGACUCCGCUUCUUACCGCGGGGUGACGCGCACCGCCGUGUACACGCAGCCGCCCCUGGAGGGUCACACUCACAUUAAAGAGGUUGUCAGAAAAAUGAUUGCGCAGGCGCAAAAGGUAAUAGCAGUAGUGAUGGAUAUGUUCACUGAUGUCGACAUCUUCAGAGAUUUGCUCGAUGCUGGUUUCAAGAGGAAGGUUUCUGUCUACAUCCUGUUGGAACACAACACACUACCUCAUUUCCGGUCCAUGUGUGAGAGGGCAGACAUGCACGCCGGGCACCUCAAGAACCUUCGUGUACGCUGCACAGACGGAAGAGACUUCCACACUCGGUCCUGCAAAAGGGUCAGAGGGCGAAUGGGACACAGAUUCAUGUUCGUAGAUGGAGACAAAGCCGUGUCUGGGUCGUACGGUUUCACUUGGAUGGCAUCCCGGCUGGACAAAAAUCUCAUCACAGUGGUAACAGGCCAGGCAGUGGAUGCCUUUGACAGGCUGUUUCGGGUCCUUUACGCCUCCUCCAGCUUCGUUGACCUCCGGCAGGUUGCCACGGAGCCUGAACCUGAACUGGAGCCCGUCCCUCAGGUGGCCACAGUGCAAGCUUCUCCUGCUGAUAUUGCUAGAAAACUGUACAGCCCCAAAUAUGCCCUGGUUGCUUUAAGCAACCCCAGUCCCACUCCUUCUGCUAGCCCCAAAGAGACCCAAGAUCCAGAAGAUGACCCCAAGAGCCCAGAGAGCAAGAAGAGGAGGCGGCGGAAGGCUAACCAAGAAGCCGCACAAGAGGCUCCUCCCCUCCACCCUGGACUCAUCGAUCUAGAGAAAGCAUCAUUGAUUUCGUACUUGCCCAUCUGGCCGGAGCCUGACCCCCCAAGUGAUGUUAUUGGAUUCAUUAACGUUCGUGAUAUCAGCAAACCAACUCAGGUCCAUCUACAGAGAUCUGAGAUGUUUGAAAAGAGCCAAGCGAUCAGGUUUAGCAGUCCGGUCAGCAUGCCGAAGGAAAUCCUGCCAGAUGUUGCCAAGCCCAGGCAGUUUUCUGUUAAUCCCAUGGAGAAGAAUAAACGGCAACCAGCACAAGAUAAAUCCAAGGCUAAAGAGUCUCAGGCAGCACAACUCAAUGCAGGAGUUGGCGACAUUAAAAGUAAAGCAGAGGCACCUGGACAGAAGACACCUGCAUCUGGACCAAAGUGUGAUUCCAACAAAGACACUAUGAAGGCUCUUAACACUGAGAAUAAACUGCAUUCAAACACACCCAAGAACCAAGAAGCAGGCCACAACACCACACCUCAACUCAACGCACACACACCUCGCCAAUCCAGCGGGAAAGCACCCACUCCUGACACUAGAAAGCCUUUACAAACUGUCACCACCCUGGCUGGAUUUAAUACAGAAACUAGUUUAAACACACAUCGUCCUGUUGUUGUCAGGACAAACACCCUGGAGUCGAGCAGUAAACACACCUCACACCUGCAACGUAAUGCUGACACAGAACCACACACACAAACAAAGAAGGUGCUGCCAGACAAAGAUUCACACACACAGCCACAAAAGAUCCCCACCUCUCCUACUUCAGUGAGUCCCACCUCCGUUUCUGAAAAGAAUCACAUCUCCAUUAGUAAAAGCACGACUCCCAGUUCUCCUGUGUCCUUCAUCCCUUCUUCUCCCUCCAUCCCUCAUCUUAUUUCUUCUCCUACAGCUCUCAAUCCUCCCCUUCCUCCUUCCUCAGCAUCCCCAUCUUUGACCUCAACCCCUCCCGUCCCUAAACCUCGUACUGUCCAGCUCGUUAUGACAGGCGUCAUUGGUGAUAGCGGGAAGCUGCCGGAGUUCAGUGUUGUCAGGAAGUCUGAGACAAACACCGGGUCACUAGUGGUCCUCAAUGAGCCCACUGUAGCAAAAGAGGGGCAGCCAUCGGCAGAAAAAGUGCCUGAGACUGUUCCAGAUCUGCACAAUAACAAUGGAAGCCAAACAUUGGCACAAAAAGAUUCGGAGAACAAAGAAGAAGCUCCACAGCAAAAUCAGAUUGGAACUACCCAAGAGGUAAAGAACGAGGAAGAGAUUGGUGGAUGUGAUGACAGAGCAGGAAUGCUGCUGGUUGCUGGAAACAACCUAGAUGCCAAGUCAGAUGUUUUGAUUACUGGUACACUCAAGGAAGAGAGUAGCAAUAUUCAAGAAUUAAUUCCAAAAGAUGUUGAUGUUAAGACUUUGAUGUCAGUAGACUGCAAAUUAACCCCACAGGUAGACUGUGCAGCCACAGUACAGACAGAGAUAAAGGCUCCAGAAAAAGCUUUACCAGGGUGUGAGUUUUCUGAAGUGCCAAAUGAAAAAACAGACCUUUCAAAGGCACAUCAGGCACCUCAGAGAAUAUCACAUAGUGAGUUGACUCCACAGGAUACAGAUGUCUUAGACACUGUGGAUUCUUUAAUAGCUCCAACACACUCUCCUGUUCCUUCCACACACGUACCUAAAGACAGUGCUGGUGAUGGCACACACACUUCUGCUGCAGACACUCGAGGUCAGCAAGGUUAUCCUAGUAUUACACCAGCACCCGGCACAGACAGCAAGCCAAAUACUGCAAAACAAAACACACAUGGCACCUUUCAAGAACAAACUCCUACAGCACGGGGAAGCACACACACACCUGAGAGACCCCUGCGCUUGCAGCUCACUGAGGUAAACGUGCCAGACCUGCGCUCGCCAACGCCUGAGAAAGAAUCGUGGUUGCUCGGGGCGCUCACACGGACUCCAACUCCGGACGGAUAUCAUUCAUGCACGCCCACCUCAGAUUCACGAACGCCGGACUUUCGAACGCCUACGCCCGACGGCUACUUCUCAGCAAGAACAGACUCUGCUCUCUCCACCAACUCCGAGGAGUAUUAUGAAUGCAGCGGUUCUCCUCUGAACGAGGCCGUUUUGGACCGAGCGGCUUCCCGCAAGAACGGGACGAUCGAAGAUCAUGUUUCUUUCACACUCACAAAUACUCCAAAUGCUACAGGCAUCACCACCAGUCCUGCAUAUAUAAAUCAUAACAGUUGUGAUGCUACAGUAGGCGCUACAGACAGAAAUACCUCCAGCAGUGAAACACAGAGUGUGUCUGGGCCUGCUAAAGUCUCCUCUUCCUCCUCUUUACCUGAGAAGAAAGAGGUGGAAGAAAAGGAGAAUGGAAAUGAAGAAAAUGGGAGGAAAGUGGAUGAAAAGGGGACAAGUUUGGUAGAGAGUAGGACAGAAGGAGAUUACCAGGGGUCAGAGAGAAAAGGCAGCGAGGAAGUUAAGAGAACAGCAGAACAUUUGAACCAAAGUGUGGAUUCGACAGAGACAAAAGAAAUAAAUCAGGAGACCCAACCUCCUAAGAGAAAGAAGGUGCUAAACCAGUCAGCAGCAGAGACUCCAGCUGAAUUAACCAAUGAGAGAACAGAGCCAAAGCAGCUGUCCACAGGUGACCCACAGCCAACGAAGGCUACAUCUGAAGUCAAGAGACCUGACAAAGAGAAGACGGUGGACAAGGCGGCAUUAGGACCCAGCAGCGUGGAGAGGAGAGACAAGCCCCAGCCAACCAGAGAGGCUGACGGACAGAAGCUCUUGCGUACUCCUAGCAAAAGUCCACGAGCACAGCAGCAGCAGGGGAGUGGAUCCUCCUCCCCUUCCCGACCAGCCAGACCGGCUCGACCCCUCUCAGCCAACCUGGCUCCAGGGCCCCUUCCCUCUGGAGGCCGUCAGCUGAACCAGACCGAAAGCAAGGUGCUCCACGGUAGUUUCCAGGUCUUGGAUAAUGCCUCAUCUCCUCGCCGACCGCCAACCAGACCGCCUCCUCCAGCGACGGCGGGCGCUGUCGGGUCUGCAGCAGGACGGAAGCAGGCCGAAGUCUCCCGCAGCCAGCAGAGCCUCCUCACUCGCCAGCCUCUGUCGGCGCAGGGCAGGACGAGAGCCGGGCAGCCGCAGAACCAACAUUCUUACCCAAAACCCCCGACCUCCUUCCUCCACACGCACUCAAACAGAGAGCAGCAGCUCCAUCAUCAUUCCCAGAACCAGACGGCAGCACCGCGGGAAGCACAUUGGCAGGAAGAAGGAAGGACUCCAUUUAGCUUCACUUUUAGCAGGCUGUACAACCUCAAGGGCCUGAAGGACAGGAUGGGCAAGCUGCCAUCACAGAGCAAGAGAGGCAGCGCCAGCUCUCCGGGACAGGGACGCAAGAGCACGAGCUAGUCUGGUACCGUCAGUCUUCCUGGCGUUCAUUUUUAUGUAACCGUUUCACAUCAAGCCAAAGAAAAGGCUUGUUAGAGUUUUAUUAAGAUAGAAAACUGUCUCUCUUGACCCAGUAGGUGUACCAUGAAAAAAAAAGCCAAAAAUAACAUGUUUCACAGCAUUUUUUUCCUGUGAGCAAAGCAAAUACUUGGCUCUGCAGCAUAUUUUCACCCUUGGGUUACUUCUUUCUGGCGCUUUAAAUGAAUCUUUGAACUUUGACCUGUGACCCUGCUCCUGUCACAUCUCAUGGACUUUAAAUUUUUUUCUACAUGUCACAGUAUGAAAGCGCUCCUGUGCAUGAUGUUGCUCAUACUGGACCAAACAAAGAGUGAUUGGAAAGGUACUUUUCUUUUUCUGGAUGAUUCUUAUUCACAUUGUUGCAUGUCAAAUGAAAAUCUAGCAGCCUUUUCUGGCUAAACUUAGAGCUUUGCACUUUAACCUCUUUAACCCGCCUGCCCAUACCUCAUACAUUUUUUUAAUAAACAUUGUAUAGUUUUGGAGAGGUUCAGUUGCACUAGACACCAAAAAAUAAAACUCCUUUACUCUCAUAUACUCACAUGUAUACAUUUUACAUACAUUUUCAGCUGUGGCCUCAGUUAUUGAACAACAGAAUAAUGGAGAUUUUCACAUGAACAUUUGGAUAUCAACUGUUAAAUGUUUUGUAUGACCAAAGUAAUUAAACAACAGGGACAUAAGGUUUAUACACAUACAUGGGGUACUUCACAGUAGAUAAUCUGUGAUCAACUGUACAUACACUACUUUCAAUUUAGCAAAAACAAAUGCAGCUGCUUUAUACGUUUUUUGUGAAAUGUCUUAAAGGUCCUAUAUUGUAAAAAGUGAAAUUUAAGUGUCUUUUUUAUGAUUAUAAAGCAGAUUUAGGUGCAAUAGAAAUACUGUGAAAGUAUCAAAAUGCUCAAUUUAUGCACACAGCCCAUAUUCAGAAACUGUGCCUUUAAACGAGCCAACGGGGCUUCUGUCAGGCUGUGAUGUCACAGACAUACUGUAUAUAGGUAUAGCACUGUAUACAGGCUAUUGUGCUGUUACAGUCCCCAGCUGCAGUGAUGGUGCAGAGGUACUGAUAGUGCAGAUCAUGCAUAUAUAAAAAUAACUGAAUACAGCAUCAGAGGCGCUGCCCUGUUCAUUCCUAUGAAAGUUGCUCAAUGCUGUAUGAAGCCAAAUAAGUUAGAAUUUUUCCAAAAGAGAUGACAGGAAACGUUUCAGACAGGGUGAAUACAGGCAUAUUCAGACAGAGAGUAUGACAUCAGCAUUACAUUAUUUUGAGUAGAAACCUUAAACACAAGCAUGAAAUUGAAAAUGAGCAUAAAACGCCCCCUUUUAAAUCAACUGCUUCUUUUUUUUCUCCCUUUUUUGUCAUUUCAUUCAGAAAGAUUUCAAAUAUUCUUUGCCAACAGUAGUAUGUUGACUAAAUGAGAAUAAGUGCUUCCAGUAUACAGUAAUGGUGACCCUAAAUUGCAUGUAAAUGAUCAGAUUUUGAAACAGGUACUAUCACGUUUGAUAAAGCAAACAUAAAAAUGUACACAUACUGUAUUUAUAGAUAGAUAGAUAGAUAGAUAGAUAGAUAGAUAGAUAGAACUGUAUUUAGUGUGAUACUGUACAAUGCUGAAAACUACUGAAUGUCACAUUCUGUCUGCUUCUUCCAACAUGGUGUUGCAUAGAUUUAUAUUCUCUACCAUCACUUUACAUCCUGUUUACCAGACGAACAGGUACAUGUUCAAGUGACUAACCUCAUAACAGUGGCUGUUUAUUGUGUUUAUAUGAGUUGAUAGGGAGCAUCAAGCUCUUCCUCCUCUGUGCAUUUAAGUGUUAACGAUAGAAUUUGAACGCUACAAGUGUUGAUACAGAAUCUUAUCUCGUUGUUUUUUUUGAUGUACCAGACUUUUAUUUUGCUCAUUUUGUAUUCUUCCAUUGUGUGCUGUACAUUGAAACACCAAAGGGGUCAGGUAAUUGAUUUAUUCUUUGUUUACACCAAAUCCCAUUUACAUUCAAAAUGCUUUUUGCCUUGAAGACAAAGUCACAGCGACUGUGCCCAAACAAAGCAUAAGUUAUCUUCAGGGGCGAGCACAAUAAACACUGCACAGGACGGGACUCGUUACAAGGAAGACAGAUACAGAUGUCCUGCAGAUUGUAACGACAGUGUAAAAGACGGUGCCCUUGAGUUUUUACUGAAGGAAAGUAGGAUUUGUGCAGAGGUGCUGUUUGCAUGACGAAUAAACUCAUCAGUGACAUCAGUGAAAUGGCUCAUGUGCACAUAAUUCAUGCGUUGUUAGACAGAAAAAACUACCGUCUUUUCUUUGAAUGAGAAAAGCUCCAGUCUGUCAUCUUGUUAUGGGAUUCAGACAAUGAAUUUGUGCACUUGCUGAAUGUUUGUGUGCGCCUUUACUUUGAAACCAGCUUUAUUUUCCUGCUGCUCGGCUCUGUGAGUGCUUGUGUUCAUUUUGUUUUUCGUUGGA
Centropristis striata (black sea bass) is the source of this 7275-nucleotide messenger RNA. RefSeq names its product mucin-2-like. The record is from RefSeq and is a predicted model, not a curated record. The coding region runs from base 239 to 4765 and encodes 1508 amino acids. The transcript has 5 exons. Lineage: Eukaryota; Metazoa; Chordata; Actinopteri; Perciformes; Serranidae.